This is a messenger RNA of Habropoda laboriosa, 1761 nucleotides long. RefSeq names its product sodium/potassium/calcium exchanger 6, mitochondrial-like. Gene Ontology annotation, cellular component: membrane. The record is from RefSeq and is a predicted model, not a curated record. The coding region runs from base 1 to 1761 and encodes 586 amino acids. Gene Ontology annotation, biological process: intracellular calcium ion homeostasis; monoatomic cation transport; transmembrane transport. The transcript has 9 exons. Gene Ontology annotation, molecular function: calcium:sodium antiporter activity. NCBI's taxonomy places the organism in Eukaryota, Metazoa, Arthropoda, Insecta, Hymenoptera, Apidae.
AUGAGUUCAGAAUGGUCAAACUUUUUUUUAAGACAUGGAGCUUUACCAAUACGAGAGGACGAUUGUUCGUACGUUUGGAGUGUUCCUGUUCAAGAUCGUUGCAAAUGGGUGAAGGAAACGAAGGAUUGUUUCACAGAUUCCAUAAUUCAAUACACGGAAAUCCUCUUUUGCAGCUUUAAAUCGGAAAACAAAGUUUUAUUCAGCGUUGGAUUAAUGCUCAUGGUCAUAUGGCUUUUGUAUCUGUUUCUGGUUUUAGGAACAACUUCUGACAAUUUCUUCUGCCCGUCAUUGGCGGUGAUAGCCAGUGUUUUGCGGCUGUCGGACAGUAUAGCCGGGGUGACGAUAUUGGCAUUUGGAAACGGUGCUCCUGACAUCUUCACGUCUAUCGUAUCGGGUAGCGAAGAGGGGAUAAUAAUGUUCACGGAAUUAAUCGGCGCCGGUGUCUUUGUCACGGCGAUUAUCGCCGGUUCCGUAGCGAUGGUCAAGCCCUUUCGAGUCCCCCUGAAGCCCCUAAUGAGGGACGCGUGCUUUUACAUUGUCUCUGUCUGCUGGAUCAGCUAUGUCGUGCGAGACGAGACGGUUUACCUUUGGGAAGCUUUCAGUUUUGUCCUCUUCUAUAUAUUGUUCAUCAGUGUGGUGGUGAUAAUGCAGAUAUUCGAGAGCCGGGAAGAAAGGCUUACAAGCAGGAUCCCAAGCGCAUCGGAUCCAGACAUCCUGCGUACUUACUUGGCGAACAAGGACACAGCCACCAUUCCGAAGAUUCCCGUGAGAACUCGUGCUUUCGGCCUGAGAACCAAGUUAGACGUCGCGAUAGCAACAGAGCUGGAAAGAGAGAGAAAACGGGCGAAAUUGUCAUGGGCAGAGGGGUCUGAGGAAGAAGAGGAAGAGUACGAUAGGCCAAAGGGUCUAUUCAACGAAUUUCUCUACGAUAUUAACCCAAUAGAUAAGGAGGAUUGGCUAGAGGCGAAUCGAAUGUUCAAGUUCAUUUUAAUCGUACGUGCGCCCGUCAUGUUUCUACUUCAAUUAUUUAUCCCACUUGUGAAUACGACUGCCGCAAAGAGAGGCUGGUCCAAACUGCUAAAUUGCUUCCAGCUGUGUGUGACGCCGACGAUGGCGUUGUUUCUAUUAAACGUUUGGAGAGCACAUUUUGGCCCGGUUUCAGUGGUGCCGAUAUUCCUACUGGUUGGUACUGUAAUUGGUGUAAUUGUAUUUCUAAUGACCCACGUGGAUCGCAUACCGAAGUUUCAUAACGUUUUUGCAUUUCUCGGAUUCUUGGCUGCCAUGCUGACGGUCUAUUUGGUUGCCGGGGAGGUGAUGGCAGUCCUCCAAUGUGUAGGAUACGCUUUCAGUAUAUCGGACGCCAUGCUUGGUGUUACGUUCCUCGCUUGGGGUAACAGCAUAGGUGAUCUGAUAUCUAACGUCGCCAUAGCCAAACAGGGAUUUCCACGGAUGGGAUAUGCAGCUUGCUUUGGCGGACCGAUGUUCAAUACACUCUUGGGAUUAGGGCUAACUUAUGGAAUAGCUGCUAGUAAACAACCUCAGAAACGCACCGCUAUGAGAAUGAGUGAUAUGGCGCCCGGUUGCUUAGCUUUCCUUCUCUGUUCGUUAAUAACAACCAUUAUUUACCUAAAUAUAACUGGCGCGGUGGCUCGGAAAUCGUACGGCUACCUCUUGUGCUGUAUAUACUUCUCGUUCAUCCUCCUCCAGUUCCUCAGUGAAUUCAAAGUGAUACAUCCACUUGGCACCGAUCAUCGGCCGUAG